ACAGGAAGCGGGGGGAGGCGCGGCCGGACGGCGGGGAGGCAGGGCGUGCGGGGCGGCGGGGGGCGGCGGGCGGCGGCGGGGCGCUCGGCCGGGUGGCGGGGCGGCGAUGUGGGGCGUCCCGGGCGUCCCGGGGCGGUGCGGGGCCAGGGGCGGAGUCGGGGGCGCCGCGGACACCGCCCCCCUGCGCCGAAGGAGCCGCCGCCCCAGCGCAGAGCCGGGACCGCGGGGAGCCGGCUGCCCGCGGGAGCCGGAGGACGCAGCCAUGCCGGGCGGGGCCGAGGCCGGGGAAGCGGAGGAGGAGGCUGGGGUCGGCUCGGGGUCCGAGGCGGAGGAGGACGUGCUGUGGGAGCGGAUCGAGGCUGUGCGGCACCGGCUGACGCGCGCCCUGAACCCGGCCAAGCUCACGCCAUAUCUGCGCCAGUGUCGGGUCAUCGACGAGCAGGACGAGGAGGAGGUGCUGAGCACCUACCGCUUCCCGAGCCGCGUCAACCGCACCGGGCGUCUGAUGGACAUCUUGCGCUGCCGUGGCAAGAGGGGCUACGAGGCCUUUCUGGAAGCCCUGGAGUUCUACUACCCAGAGCACUUCACACUGCUUACUGGCCAGGAGCCUGCCCAGCGUUGCUCCAUGAUCCUUGAUGAGGAGGGGCCAGAGGGUCUGACCCAGUUCCUGAUGACGGAGGUGCGGCGGCUGCGGGAGGCCCGCAAAAGCCAGCUGCACAGGGAGCAACAGCUGCAGGCUCGGGGCCGGGUGCUGGAGGAGGAGCGGGCAGGCCUGGAGCAGCGGCUGCGAGAGCAGCAGCAGGCACAGGAGCGCUGCCAGCGGCUGCGGGAGGACUGGGAAGCCAGUAGCCUGGAGCUGCUGCGGCUCAAGGAUGAGAACUACAUGAUCGCCAUGCGCCUGGCUCAGCUCAGCGAGGAGAAGAACUCCGCUGUGCUCCGCAGCCGCGACUUGCAGCUGGCGGUGGACCAGCUGAAGCUCAAGGUGAGCCGUCUGGAGGAGGAGUGCUCACUGCUGCAGAGGGCCAGGGGCCCCCUGCCUGGGGCCGAGGAGAAGGAGAAGAAGGAGCCGGAUGGUGCCGACCUUGUCUCUGAGUUGCGAGCUGAGAACCAGCGGCUGACGGCUUCACUGCAAGAGCUCCAGGAGGGCCUGCAGCAGGAGGCAAGUCGGCCUGGGGGUCCCGGCUCAGAGCGCAUCCUCUUGGACAUCUUGGAGCACGACUGGCGGGAGGCACAGGACAGCCGGCAGGAGCUGUGCCAGAAGCUGCACGCGGUGCAGGGCGAGCUGCAGUGGGCGGAGGAGCUCCGGGACAAGUACCUGCAGGAGAUGGAGGACCUGCGGCUGAAGCACCGCACGCUGCAGAAGGACUGUGACCUGUACAAGCACCGUAUGGCCACUGUGCUGGCCCAGCUGGAGGAGAUCGAGAAGGAGCGGGACCAGGCCAUCCAGUGCCGUGACCGGGUCCAGCUGCAGUACUCCCAGAGCCUCAUCGAGAAGGACCAGUACCGCAAGCAGGUGCGCAGCCUGGAGGCUGAGCGGGAUGAGCUGCUCACCACACUCACCAGCCUGGAGGGCGCCAAGGCCCUGCUGGAGGCGCAGCUGCAACGGGCCCAGGGUGGCUCCUGCCUCAAGGCCUGUGCCUCCUCCCAUUCCUUGUGCUCCAACCUCAGCAGCACCUGGAGCCUGAGUGAGUUCCCCUCUCCGCUGGGAGGCCCAGAGGCCUCUGGGGAGGCUGCUGUGACAGCAGGAUCUGAGCCCCACACUUCGGAGGAGACCACCGACAGUGAGAAGGAGAUCAACCGACUUUCCAUCCUGCCUUUCCCCCCGAGCGCUGGCUCCAUCCUCCGCCGGCAACGUGAGGAGGACCCCGCGCCCCCUAAGAGGUCCUUCAGCAGCAUGUCAGAUAUCACAGGAAGCGUGACACUUAAGCCCUGGUCCCCUGGCCUCUCUUCAUCCUCGUCCUCCGACAGUGUGUGGCCGUUGGGAAAGCCUGAUGGCUUCCUGGCUCGAAGCUAUGGUCUGGAUCUCUUCAGCAGGUCUCUGGCCAUCCGGGUGUCUGGGCGGAGCCCCCCAGGGGGCCCUGAGACCCAGGACAAAAGUCCAGAUGGCCUGUCGUUCCUUGGGGACAGCUGGUCUGGAACAGUGGUGCGGAGGGUGCUCUCUGGGCCUGGUUCUGCCAAGGCAGAAUCAAGGGAGCCCAGGGCAGACGCUUCUGGCUUCGAGGGGCCUGGUCUGGAAGGGGAGUCUCAGCAGAAAACCUUGCUCUGGAACCAGACGUCUACACCCCCCUUCCUGUUAGACUCCAAGGCCUGCCAGUCCUUCCACGAAGCCCUGGAUGCCUGGGUGAAGGGGCCAAGUGCUGAGCCCUUCUACAUCCGAGCCAACCUUACCCUACCCGAGCGCGCCGACCCGCACGCCUUGUGUGUGAAGGCCCAGGAGAUCCUGCGGCUGGUGGAUGCGGUGCACAAGCGGCGGCAGGAGUGGUUCUGCACGAGGGUGGACCCCCUCACCCUGCGGGACCUGGACCGGGGCACCGUGCCCAAUUAUCAGAGAGCCCAGCAGCUCCUAGAAGUCCAGGAGAAAUGCCUGCCCUCUGGUCGGCCCCGCGGACCCCGCAGUAAUCUGAAGAAGCGAGCCCUAGACCAGUUGCGGCUGGUGAAGCCCAAGCACGUGGGGAGUCCGGCCAGCGAGUCCCCGGAGCCACUGCUGCUGGAGCCCUGCUCAGAGCCGGAGCGGAGCCUUAAGCCUUAUAGCCUAGUGCGACCGCUGCUGGUGUCAGCCCUGCGGCCCGUGGUGCUCUUGCCUGAGUGCCUGGCGCCCCGGCUCAUCCGCAACCUCCUUGACCUGCCCAGCUCCCGGCUGGACUUCCAAGUGUGCCCAGCGGAGAGCCUGUCUGGGGAGGAGCAGUGCCUGUCCUCAGCACCGGGUGCCCCCAAGGCCCAGCCUGCCACCCCUGGGCUGGGCAUCCGGAUCCGAGCCAUCCAGGAGUCUGUCAGCAAGAAGAAGCACUGCCUGUUGGAACUGGGUGUGAGGGGCGUGCGGGAGCUGGUCCAGAAUGAGAUCUACCCCAUCGUCAUCCACGUGGAGGUGACAGAGAAGAAUGUCCGGGAAGUCAGGGGGCUGCUGGGCCGGCCAGGCUGGCGGGACUCAGAGCUGCUGCGGCAGUGCCGGGGCUCGGAGCAGGCUCUGUGGGGGCUGCCCUGCUCCUGGGUGCAGGUGCCCGCUCACGCCUGGGCCCACUCAGAGGAGCUGGCCAAGGUGGUGCGGGGCCGCAUCCUGCAGGAGCAGGCCCGCCUGGUGUGGGUGGAGUGCAGUAGCGGCAGGGGCUGCCUCAGCAGCAGCGAGGCUUGAGUGCCUUCCUGAUGCCCUGGAGAAGCUGCGUCUGCAGUGGAACCACUGCCAGCCUUGGCCUCAGCGCUCACUCGACUGUGGCAACGGGUCUGUGCCCUGGACUCGCUUCCCCGCAGAGCCUGCUGGAGACCUGGGGCUGGAGCCUCCACUGUCUUGAAUGUGCUGCUGGGGAUGAGGGGUGCAUGGGGCCCCACAUGUCCAUGUCCCUGUUCCAGGAUGUCACACGAACAGACACACAGACACAUCUGUGUCCUCUUCCUCGCUGCUCACCUGGAGCCUCUGGGUGCUCGCUCGCGUGCACAGUAUUACACACCCAAGUUCUCACGAGGUAGGGUUACUCUGCCUGGCUGGGGAGCCCGGCGAGCGUGGCGCCCACUGCCCAGCUCAUGUUUCACACACGGACACUGUGUCCUCAUCUGCUGUCACUGGAGGCCCUCGCGCCUCCUUGCACACCCGUGUCCCGUGUCUCGCCCUGCUCCUGUGGUGCUCGGGCACCCAUAGGUGUGCCCAGUAGGUCCUCAGGGUGCCUCUCAGAGGCCUCAGGGACCAGAAUGUCCAGUGUGCAAAUGUCCCAAGGGUCUUUUUUGCUCAGAAGCUUCGAGCUGUUGGACAGUAAAUGGUUUGUCAUAGAA
Messenger RNA from Erinaceus europaeus (western European hedgehog), 3981 nucleotides. It is a transcript of the gene CARD10, whose product is annotated as caspase recruitment domain family member 10. The record is from RefSeq and is a predicted model, not a curated record. NCBI's taxonomy places the organism in Eukaryota, Metazoa, Chordata, Mammalia, Eulipotyphla, Erinaceidae. Gene Ontology annotation, biological process: regulation of apoptotic process. The coding region runs from base 107 to 3349 and encodes 1080 amino acids. The transcript has 21 exons.